Molecule: messenger RNA, 3188 nt
Organism: Capsaspora owczarzaki ATCC 30864
Lineage: Eukaryota; Filasterea; Ministeriida; Capsasporidae
Exons: 10
Coding region: 65-3082 (1005 amino acids)
Biological process (GO): autophagy of mitochondrion; protein localization to phagophore assembly site
Cellular component (GO): autophagosome; phagophore assembly site
Source: RefSeq, a predicted model, not a curated record
GUCCUUCACUUUCCAUUUUUUGUUUCCAACUUUGUUCCUGUCUCAGCAGCUCCGUCACAAAAAAAUGUUUCACCGCGCAACGCCGCCUGGGUACCAGCCGCUUGGCGACGACGCCUACUCUGACGGGGACGACGAUGCGCAUCCCAACGACGGGCGGCACCCUCAGCAGCAUGCGCGCGGAGGUGCAACCGCAUCAGCACUGGGAGGAGGACGAGAAGGAGGAGGAGGACGUCGGAGUGAUGACGACUUUGGCAUCCCGCCAACGCUGCCGUCGUCGGUCGCCUCGUCGCAGUACAUGGCAGCAGCCUCGUCGCUCGCGGCGCAAGAGCAGCUCGGAAGCGCCUUUGCCGCAGGUGCAGGUGCAGGUGCCGGUGGUCGGCGUCAAGGGGAUGAAGCCAACACUCACUGGACGAAGAAGAGCGGCAAUGCAAAAACAGCGGCUGCGCUCGAAAUGCAGCCACUGUCUGCAAUGCACUCGAACGCACAUCCGUCCGACAGCGUCCACAUUGCCAUGGGAGAGGCAUCGUCGCGGUAUGGACAGCAGCAGCAGCAGCUGGCGACGGCGAUGGGCAGGCAAGGCGGGCGUCGCGUCGGAUUCGAGAAUGAUGACCGUUUCAAUGCGAACAACGGCAAUGACGACGACGACGACGACAACGAAGACGACUAUGCCGAGACCGAUGAUCAUGGCGAGCAUCGCAGUGGUGGCAAUAACGAGGGCAGCUGGGCGGACGCAGACUCGAGCAGUCAGUGGUAUGCUGUGCAGGAUCUCGACCAGUUCUUCCACGAUAUCUACAAGUACCACGAAGGCAAAGGAUUUCGGAACAUUGUCCUGGCGCGAAUUCUCAAGCUGUUUGUGCUCGCAUUCACAGUCUGCUUUGCAGUGUUCUUGAUUGCCUGCGUCGACUAUGACGAAAUCUUUGAGACGCACGAGCUGGGCGAAGCCAUUCACUUGGGCAGACUCUCGUCGCUGCAUCCAAUCUUGAUACUGAGCUUGGUCGUGUCCAGCACGUUCUGGCUGUUCCAGUUCAUGCUCAUCUUCCGAAACAUGCGCUCGCUGCUGGAUAUGCGAACGUUCUAUGUUGAUGAGCUGCAAAUCCCCGAGAGCGAAAUCGAAACCGUUCGAUGGAACGAGGUGCUGCGAAAGCUUGAACAAGUGCAACGGAAGCGCAACAUCUGCAUUGUCAAGAAGGAAAUCACUCCACAAGACGUGGCAAACCGCAUCAUGCGAAAGGACAAUUAUCUGGUCGCUCUCAUGAACAAGGACUUGCUCAAUUUGCGCGUGAACAUUCCGUUUUUGGGUCCUCGCAUCAUCUUGCCAAAAGCGCUCGAGUGGAACAUUGCUCGAUGCAUUCUCGACUAUGUGUUUGACAAGCGGUACGGGACGAUGAAGGAGCACUUCCUGGACGCAAAGCACGCCGAGCGACUCGCAAAAGGACUGCGCAAGCGUUUCUUUUUCAUGGCGGUGGUCAACCUCCUCUUUGCGCCAUUUAUCAUGGUGUUUAUGCUGACGUACUUUUUCUUCCGUUACACUGAGGAGUUCCGUAACCGGCCAACAACUGUCGGUGCGCGACAAUGGACUCCGUAUGCUCGCUGGUGGCUUCGAGAGUUUAACGAGUUGCCGCAUAUUUUCCAAGCUCGCUUGAACAAUGGCUACAAGCCCGCGUCCAAGUACAUCUCCAAGUUCAACUCUGAAUUCCUUGCUCUUAUUGCUCGCUUCAUCGCGUUCGUCCUGGGUGCGUUUGCCGCCAUCAUCAUCGCCGUCUCCAUCUACAACGAGGACUUUUUGCUGCAGGUGCACUUGGUCGAAGGCCGCUCCAUGUUCUGGGUUCUCGGUGUCUUGAUUGCCAUUUUGGGCGUGGUUCGCACGCUGAUUCCCGACGAAAACCUCGUCUUUGAUCCCCCGCUUCUCAUGCGCAACGUGGUUUACCACAUCCACAUGUUUCCUGCCCACUGGAAGAACCGCGAGCACACUUUUGAAGUCGCCGGCGAGUUUUCCACCCUCUUCGACAUGCGCAUGGUCGUGUUUGCUCAAGAAGUUUUUAGCUUUAUUUUGACGCCAGCCAUGCUCUUCUUCAAGCUUCCGAGCACCUCGCGGCAAAUCAUUGACUUUAUUCGGCAGGUCACUGUCUACGAGAAUGGCGUUGGCUACGUGUGCAGCUUUGCGCUGUUCAACUUUGAGCGGAACGGCAACGCGAAUUACGGCGUCCCGCUGUCAGAUCGCGCCGCCAGUCAGCCGGUCGGUGCUCGGCAGAUCUCGUCGCACGGCAAGAUGGAAAAAUCCUUCCUGUCGUUCAAGGCAACCAACGCGGACUGGAAGCCACGCAAGUCUGCACGUCAUUACUUGGACCACUUGACACAAAUCGCCCUCGACAACCCGAUGGCUCAGUCUGCUACGAGCACACCACGCAUCCGCUUCCAGACAAACUCGGUCAUGAUCCCAGUAAAUAUGUCACAGUCUCGUCCCGCGGCUCCCGUGUCCGACACUACUGGCCUGCCUCGCGUCUUCAUCCCAGCACAGCAACCAACAACAACAGUUGCAGCAGCAGCGGCAGCAGCACCUCCUGCCGCAAGCUCGGAAGUCUCACCUUACCCCCAGCAUGCCAUGGAAGAUUUGCUGCAUUCACCAACACUUCGAUCUCAGCCGCCGCCGUUCGAGUUGUCGAGCUCGUCCGCUGCAGCGCCGAAAUCGUCGGACGAUACGCCCUCGCCGCCAGCAAUUGUUGAACCACCGGUAUCAGAGAAUGAUGGGCCGCUGCGAGAACCCACGGUCGCCGCUGCGCCACCGACUUUGUCCGCUCAUCCUCUGCAGCACUCGACUGCGGCUGUUCGGCAUCCAAUGCAGCGCUCUCGCAUGCAACAAUCGCGGAUGGCUGGCUCUAUCGCUGGUGCAUACGACAAUCCUCUCUACGCUUCUCGCAUUGCCGGCGGUGUGAAGCGAAAGUCGCCCGCGGACGAGAACGGAUUUAUUGACUUUUUGUCCGAGUCCGACAUGGACUCGUUGCAUCUCUCGACCACCGCCGUCUACGACAAUCUCGGUCUCUCUGCGUUGCUACUCGAGCGUAUCUACGACAACGGGUUUUAACAAGCACGGCUUUUCGUGUUCUCGGUUGCAAUGUGAUGUUGUUGUUGUUUUUUGAUGUAGUUUGUUCCCUCAUAAAGCGGCACCUCGACAUAUUGUAUUCAUUCGA